Perca flavescens (yellow perch) is the source of this 5250-nucleotide messenger RNA. It is a transcript of the gene arnt2, whose product is annotated as aryl-hydrocarbon receptor nuclear translocator 2. NCBI's taxonomy places the organism in Eukaryota, Metazoa, Chordata, Actinopteri, Perciformes, Percidae. Gene Ontology annotation, biological process: regulation of DNA-templated transcription. Gene Ontology annotation, molecular function: protein dimerization activity; DNA-binding transcription factor activity. The transcript has 20 exons. Gene Ontology annotation, cellular component: transcription regulator complex; nucleus; cytoplasm. The record is from RefSeq and is a predicted model, not a curated record. The coding region runs from base 469 to 2670 and encodes 733 amino acids.
GUGUAGUGGACAAUAGAGGCUACACAGAGUGAAAAUAUCUUAACACACAAACAACUGUGUAACAACUGUGUGUAACACAAUGUAGCAUUACAUUCAACACACCAUGAUACGUCUUUACCAUGGUAUUUGGAUUGCAAUCAUCACUGCAGCAGUCACAGUGUAUAACAUUAAUUUAUUCAAGCAACCCUAAAAUCUCGCGGUGCUACCAUUCAGACAUUUUGCAUUUCACUAAAUCUGGUCUUGGGGAACAUUUCCAUUAAAAAUACACUAUAUAUAUACCGCACAGAAACAGGCUGUUUUAGUCGUUUGAACGAGGAUUAGUUUUUCUCCGGAUGUGAGGCGGUUGGACCGAGCCUCGCGUGCUAAUCCCGCGGAGUUUAGACGGUCUCUCACGGGGGCUCUCUAGCCGUAUUGUGCGUCAUCUCCAUCGCUCGCUGCCGUUUUGUUAUUUUUCUCCAUUGAGGAAACAUGGCAACUCCCGCCGCUGUCAACCCGUCCGAGAUGGGCAGUGAGUUGCCAGGGACAGUAGCCAUGCCUGGGGCCGUUGGAGCCAGUCAGGUGAGGAUGGGCGGGACUGUGCCAGGCCGCGGGGGCAAGAGGAGAUCAGGAGGAAUGGACUUUGACGACGAAGACGGAGAGGGACCUAGCAAAUUUUCAAGGUAUGAUGAUGAUGAUCAGAUUCCUGGUGGGGGAAAGGAGAGAUACGCCAGAGAGAACCACAGUGAGAUUGAGCGACGCCGGCGCAACAAAAUGACCCAGUACAUCACCGAGCUGUCGGACAUGGUCCCUACCUGCAGCGCGCUGGCCCGGAAACCGGAUAAACUGACCAUCCUGCGUAUGGCUGUCUCCCAUAUGAAAUCCAUGAGGGGCACCGGCAACACGUCUACCGAUGGCGCCUACAAGCCCUCCUUUCUCACUGAACAGGAACUGAAGCAUCUGAUCCUGGAGGCGGCGGACGGCUUCCUGUUUGUGGUUGCUGCGGAGACGGGACGGGUGAUCUACGUGUCGGACUCGGUGACGCCGGUGCUGAACCAUCCCCAGUCGGAGUGGUUUGGCAGCACUCUGUAUGAACAGGUCCACCCCGACGACGUGGACAAGCUUAGGGAACAGCUCAGUACUUCAGAAAACUCCAUGACAGGACGGAUUCUGGACCUGAAGACAGGAACAGUGAAGAAGGAGGGACAGCAGUCCUCCAUGAGGAUGUGCAUGGGGUCCCGGCGCUCCUUCAUCUGCCGCAUGAGGUGCGGUAGUGCUCCUCUGGAUCACAUCUCCCUAAACCGUCUGUCUUCCAUGAGGAAGAGAUACAGGAAUGGCCUUGGACCCUCAAAAGAAGGAGAGGCUCAGUACUCUGUGGUGCAUUGCACUGGCUACAUCAAAGCAUGGCCUCCUGCAGGUAUGACUAUACCAGAAGAAGACACAGAGGCGGGUCAGACUGGAAAAUACUGCCUGGUGGCCAUUGGAAGACUGCAGGUGACCAGCUCUCCAGUCUCUAUGGACAUGAACGGCCUGUCAGUGCCUACAGAGUUCCUGUCACGUCACAACUCGGAUGGUGUCAUCACUUUCGUCGACCCGCGCUGCAUCAACGUCAUUGGUUACCAGCCUCAGGACUUGCUGGGGAAAGAUAUCCUGGAGUUCUGCCAUCCCGAGGACCAGAGUCACCUGAGGGAAAGUUUCCAACAGGUGUUGAAGUUGAAGGGUCAGGUUCUGUCUGUGAUGUACCGUUUCCGCAUGAAGAACAGGGAGUGGAUGCUGAUCCGAACCAGCAGCUUCACCUUCCAGAACCCAUACUCUGAUGAGAUAGAGUACAUCAUCUGCACCAACACCAACGUCAAGCAGCUACAGCAGCAGCAGCAGGCAGAGCUGGAGGUUCACCAGAGGGAUGGACUGACUGCCUACGAUCUUUCCCAGGUGCCUGUGGCCAGCGUCAGCAGCGGAGUCCAUGAGGCUGGGAAGAACAUCGACAAGACAGAAAUCCUGUUCUCCCAGGAGAGAGACCCACGCUUUGCUGAGAUGUACACUGGCAUCUCUGGCUCGGGAGAUAAGAAGAUGAUGGUUCCCUCCUCUACAGCUGGAGGCCAGCAGCUCUACUCACAGAGCUCUCCCUUCCAGCAGGGACAUGCUGGCAAAAGCUUCAGUUCCUCUGUGAUCCAUGUCCCCGGUGUGAACGACAUCCAGCCAUCAGGCUCAUCCAAUCAGAAUCUAGCUCAGAUCUCCAGACAGCUCAAUCCCGGCCAGGUGGCAUGGUCAGGCAACCGACCCCCCUUCUCUGGACAGCCCAGUAAAGCCCAGUCCAGUCCCUUUGGUAUUGGUUCUGGCCACAGCUACCAGACGGACCCGGCCUCUUACAGUCCCCUGUCAUCCCCGGCCACUUCCUCCCCCAGCGGCAACGCCUACUCAGGACUGACAAACCGCAGCACAGCUUUUGAUGUGUCGGGGGAGAGCAGUCAGAGUGGAGCCCAGUUCCAGGGGCGUCCCAGUGAGGUCUGGUCCCAGUGGCAGAACCAGCAUCACUCACAGCAGGCCGGGGAACAGCACACACACCCCAACCCCAGCCAGACAGAAGUCUUCCAGGACAUGUUACCGAUGGCCGGCGAUCCUACCCAGGGAACAGCCAACUACAACAUUGAGGACUUUGCUGACCUCGGCAUGUUCCCACCCUUCUCUGAGUAAAGAAAAAAAAACCUUUUCUCCAUCACUCUCCCUCUCAGAACUGGACUGAUGUUUGCAUUCAUCUGUCAUGUUGUUUCAUUUUUCUAAUAUUGCUGGAUCGCCAACACACGACUGAUGUGAUGUCUGUCUACACGUGUCAUACACAACACACAGUUCACUCACCGUUUGGGCUCCGCGGCCUGCAGUAUUUAUCUGUGAACUUACACAUACCUCAUCUUUGUAAAGAGGAACCCUGCUGACAGAUGGAAGGCACACCAAUCAACCUGGAUCAGCUCUCUGACUGUGAUCACAACGAUACACACAUCGUCUCGAGCUCUUAGAACAAACGGGGCGGUCUGGGACAUUCAGGUUGCUGAAAUUGUUCCCUGCAUUCAGCGCCAGCAUGACCAGAGGAGGGCAGUCACGUGAUUGUAGCUCUUUUGAUUCUGAUGAAACACUAGUCAUCUAAUAAAGUUUGUUGCCUCAUGGCCGUGUGCUCCAGAAUACUUUGGACCAAAUCUCUGAAGUCUUUCCUGACCAGAUUGCCGUUCUCUGAGCGCACCGGACAGGUUUUUGCAAUUCUCUGUGAGGCGGUUGAAGUGUGUUAAACCUCUUCUUUCAUGUGAUUAUAGCUGUAUUUGUCAGAGACUAGUAUCAGUAUUAUUAUCCAAGAUUUUACACUUCCUCUCCCUAAAAAUGUCCACAUGGUAGAGCUAUGGCAAUAUGGAACAAAUCCGAUAUCAAGAAAAAAAAAAAAAAUCCAUUUUAACCUGACGAGCAAAGGAAACAAAUAUAAAGAUCCAGGUUCAGUGACAGUUGUUUUUUUUUUGUACAGUCUGAUGGGUUAGCUCAUAUUGACAAAGUCUCUCUCACUAACCCUUUUAACAAAUAGGUUGAUAUUGCGGCGAUAUUGUAGGGUUGACUAUCGAUCACUAUUGCAGCCUUUAAAACCAGGAAAAGACAACACUUGCGUCACGAUAUCCGAAAUCUAAGACGAUAUCUAGUCUCAUAUAUCGAUGUCAAAUUGGCACCAUUUUUUGUCAGCGGUUCAUGUCUGUAAGUAAAUUUAGGACUAUGCCAAUUGCACAUACACUACACCCGAUGUUCCGUACACUUACUGUCUUUCAGCGCACCUCAGCACUGCUCUGUUGUUGAAUGCAAGUUCUCCGGGGGAAUAUCCAUUGAUUGGUUUACACUUUGACUGAUGUCUUUUGGACCAAUGGUUUUGGAGAAAAGUGGGGGAAAGUAACGCCUCCGCCUUCAACGCGAAGUCCAAAGGCACAAUGGUGUUCCAUACAGAGCGUAUCAACGGCGCAAAUUGUUUGAUCUGUUAAAUAAUGAAAAUUCAAAGGGUUGAAAUAGUCCAUCCAUCCAUCUACGUCCGCAUCUUCGAGCAGAGGAGAUGCUGCCGCGUCUUUAAUAAUUAAGCCCCGGCACCGUUUAAUAAUGGUUUACGGUAGGCCCACACAGAAAUGUGCACAAAAAAUAUUAGGCUGAUGGGUCUAGUAGUAGGCUAUGCAAGAUCAGCUGUGGACAGGCAAUCAAGUUACUUAAUUAAAAGAAAAUAAUGCGUUAGACAACUAGUUACUGCCUAGUUGCUUUAACACGUUUGUCUCUACACUUAUCAGUCAUUCUGCUGUCAACGACAAAGGGACAUGCUCUGUCAAGCUGGGUUAAAGCUAGGUUUAUGGUCGCUGCGGUGUUCACAGCGUGAGGUGCGCAAGCCACAAAAUGACGUCUCCGCAAGUUGUCGUGGCGCGUGGUCGUGCACCUCUGAACGUUUCAGGCGGUGAGCUACAGGGCGACUGCUCCUCAACUGCUGCAGAGCAUUAACAGUUAGUACAGUCCAUGUCAUCUUAAGGUACUAGCCCAGAGAGUCUCUGCUGCAGCCGGUCUGCUCCGGAUCAAGUUGUUUCAUGCAGGCCUUUUUGAUAGGAUUAGUUAAGCUAAUGUUGUUGGACGACUGAAACACGCUGCAGUGAAUUUGACCUAAAUUGUAAUAUCUUGAUUUUACAGUAAUACGUUAUUAUAUCAUUUAACAUGUCACUCUUAGUGAUGGUGUUGGUGGGAGAGCUGACACUGAGUUCAGCUGCACGAUAUCUUCACAUUUGAUUUAACAGUAAAAAGUUUCACCAUGGUAAUAAAUCAUGACUUAUCGGUUGAGGAAUUCAGACUUGUUCUACUCCAGAAAGGUUGGCCAAAGGUUUCAGAGUUCUGAUUGUGACUGGGUGGAGGAAAAAAAAACAUUACAAAACAUUGGCUUACUCUGUGCACAUUAAAAACUGAAAUAGCUUCUUUUUUUUGUUUUUAAGAUGUUGAGGAGAGGUUCGACACCAUGCCUAUAGAGCGUGUGAGAGUGAGCAGCUGUGAUCUCAUCACAGUCUCAACAUCCCAUACAGCAAACGGUUUCUGUAAAUAUGUGGCAUCGCCAGUUCCCUUUACUUCCCAGCAUGAUUAUGUUGUAGUGUGAGCACACAGGGUAAUACACAGUUGCCUGGUUCACAGCCAACGAUGUGGCAAUACAAUCCAGUCUCACGGCAGUUCGUGAAAUGGUCACGUAAUCUAAUCUGUUGAUUUGUGUACACAGACACGAAAGGGGUG